This is a messenger RNA of Caenorhabditis sp. 36 PRJEB53466, 1263 nucleotides long. NCBI's taxonomy places the organism in Eukaryota, Metazoa, Nematoda, Chromadorea, Rhabditida, Rhabditidae. The record is from the annotation of a GenBank genome assembly.
AUGACAUUCACAUCUGGAAAGAUGGUCAAGUCGCCGGCAUCGUCUCCAGAUCGGAAAAAGUCCAAGUUGGACGUGUAUCCGAUGGAAGUGAGAGAUCCGAAAGAGCGCGAAAUCAAUCCGACGCUUCUUUUGAAUUUCACAACGGCGCUCUCCGGCUUUGAGAUCCCGACCGAGGUAAUUUUCAUCGAUUUUCUAGCGGAUAUCGACUUUCGUUCAAAACAUUUCGAAAUAAUCUGAAAAAUUGAGCUUUCAGGAGCAGCUCGUCACGGUAAAACGAGAUGAGUUCCGUCACCAUCCGAAUGAAGACGUCGAGCAGUACUUCCGUGCGAGCACUCAAUGGGGAGUUCCGGCGAUCGCCUGGAGCAUCGUCCGCCCGGCUUUCCUCUGGAAACUCGAGGUUUUUCACUUUUCAAAAUGGCUGGAAUUGAUUUUUUUUUGUUCAGUUCUGCAUCACCGAGUUUAUGGUGGUCGAGAAGCGAAAGAAGGAGGAGUUGACGGGACCGCAAGAGAAGCCGGACCCGGAGAAACAGCCAGACACUCCCGUCAAGGAGAAACUCUCUAUCAUGGGUCGUAAGUCAACGAGUUUCGAACAAAAUUUGAACUUUCCCUCUUUUCAGACAAAGUGAAUCUAAUCAAGACGACGCCGGUGGUAUUCAACACUGAGGAGGCGAUAGAGUUCGUGCUAUCGAAGGCGAAGACGUUCGACGGAUUCCCGUUCACCUGGCAGAGACUCUGCGAGCUUCUCAUCGAUCCGAUGCGCCAUUACAACUCGAUUGACAAGUUUUUGCGCGCUAUUGAUAAGGUUUCACCAGGGAAAAUUGGAUUUUUAGUUGUAUUUUGAAUUUUUAAGGUCAUCAACGUCGUGACGACGAUCAAUGAAAACGGAAGCCGUCAGUUUGGGGAGUGGGAGGUGCCGAGCAGCACUCCGCAUCACCUCGAAUCCGUCUUUUUCGGCGCAGUUGUAAGUUUUCCUAUUUAGAAUAGUCGCCCAUAGAAACUCUAUUUCAGGACGAGGUAGAGGCGAUGGAGAUGGAGGAGAAGCAGAAGAACGAGUCGUCAUCGAACGAGGAGCCGCUCGACAUGAGCCAGAAGACGUCGAUGCCGGCGCCACGUGUCUCCAACUCGUCCCCGGUCCCACCGUCGUUCGCCCCGCCCACAGCUCCCGUUCCCACUGUUGCUCAACCGGAGGAAAACGAGGAGGAGAUGCCGGAAGCGCCGGUCGGAGAGGAGGAUGAGAAAGAGAACAACUCGAGUCUCGAAUAA